This is a messenger RNA of Drosophila grimshawi, 916 nucleotides long. RefSeq names its product proteasome subunit alpha type-3 (gene Prosalpha7). The transcript has 3 exons. Gene Ontology annotation, cellular component: proteasome core complex; nucleus; synapse. The record is from RefSeq and is a predicted model, not a curated record. Bases 124 to 885 code for a protein of 253 amino acids. Gene Ontology annotation, biological process: ubiquitin-dependent protein catabolic process. Lineage: Eukaryota; Metazoa; Arthropoda; Insecta; Diptera; Drosophilidae.
CUGAGCAUGAUUUGCAGCUGUCAAAUAAAAAGCCGUCAAAUCAUCGUCCCCAAACUAAACUUGUUCAAUUGAAACAUUUCAGUUUUCUGAUAAUAACAACUCAAAAAUAAAUUCAGCAACAAAAUGAGUACUAUUGGAACUGGUUAUGAUCUGUCCGCAUCGCAAUUCUCGCCGGAUGGACGCGUCUUUCAGAUCGACUACGCUUCGAAAGCCGUGGAGAGAAGUGGCACCGUUAUUGGUAUCCGUGGCAAAGAUUGUGUUGUGCUUGCCGUCGAAAAGAUAAUUGCCGAUCAACUAUAUGAACCGGAUGCAGCCAGUCGCAUUUUCACCAUUGAAAAGAAUAUUGGCAUGGCCAUUGCUGGUCUAAUGGCUGAUGGCAAUUAUGUGGCUGAUAUUGCUCGCCAGGAGGCGGCCAAUUUCCGUCAACAGUUCGAACGCACAAUUCCGCUAAAGUAUUUGUGCGAUCGCGUCUCUGGCUACCUUCACGCCUACACGCUAUACAGUGCUGUACGUCCAUUUGGACUGUCGGUUCUGUUGGCCUCGUGGGACGAGGCGGAUGGAGCACAGCUGUAUAAAAUUGAGCCAUCGGGCACAUCUUUUGGCUAUUAUGCUUGCGCCAGUGGCAAGGCCAAACAACAGGCCAAAACAGAAAUGGAGAAAUUCAAAUUUGCCGACAUGAACACCGAUGAACUGGUGCGCAGCGGUGGUAAAAUAAUUUAUCAGGUGCAUGACGAGCUGAAGGAUAAGGAUUUCCGCUUUGAAAUGGGCAUUGUUGGCAAGGAAACGAACGGGGUGCAUCUGAUAAAUGACGCAUCGUGGAGCCAAUUGGCAAUUGAGGCUGGUGAAGCUGCCAAGAAUGCUGAUGAUAGCGAAAACGAGAUCUAGCUUUAAAUAAAUUUUGAAUAUGUACAUCUGA